AGGGACGCAGCCUGGCAACCCUGCUCCUGUCAAAACCCCGUUGCGCAGCGUGCUAGUUGUUGCGCACUGAAGUUAGCGCCUUUGCACUUCGUAGUUGGACAACUUCGAGCAAACUAUGGCAGGCAAGAGGGCGUUAGUGAUCCUGUCUAAAGGUGCGGAGGAGAUGGAGACUGUUAUUCCCGUGGACAUCAUGCGCAGAGCCGGGAUUGCAGUCACGGUUGCAGGACUGACGGGUCCAGAGCCGGUGCAGUGCAGCAGAAACGUCGUCAUUUGUCCUGAUGCUAGCCUUGAGGACGCCAGCAAACAGGGGCCGUAUGAUGUGGUGCUUCUGCCAGGAGGGAUGCCGGGGGCCCAGAAUCUGGCAGAGUCUCCUGCUGUGAAGGAGGUGCUGAAGGAUCAAGAUGGCAGAAAAGGCUUGAUUGCAGCCAUCUGUGCAGGUCCCACUGCUCUUUUGGCACAUGGAAUCGGGUACGGCAGCACAGUCACGACACAUCCCGGGAUGAAGGAGAAGAUGAUGGCUGGAGAUCACUAUAAAUAUUCAGAGGCUCGAGUACAAAAGGAUGGACAUUACAUCACCAGCCGUGGGCCAGGAACCAGCUUCGAGUUUGCCCUGACGAUUGUAGAGGAACUUAUGGGGGCUGAGGUUGCAGCUCAAGUCAAAGCUCCUCUUCUUAUAAAAGACUAAAUGUAGUCGUGUUCGCUUUACAUCCUGCGAGCAGCACUGCCUGCUGUAUACGUUUGGCACUACUGAAACGCCUAAUCCAAUGUAGCUGACACAAGGAGUCAAAGUCACGAGUGACAAAUCAUUCACAUUCUGGGACAUGUGGAUAUUUCUGUUCUGGCAGGUUAUUAUCUUUCUCAUUUGGCAAUGAAAGGCACCCUUCUGUUAUUUAAAACCAAAAUACAACAUGAAUAAUAACUGCACAGGCUUGACAAUUGAAAUGACAUCUUUCUUCAUUGGUUUAACUGCUUCAAUUCUUUGACUUGUCAUUAAAACAUGAACACAAAUAAA
This is a messenger RNA of Larimichthys crocea (large yellow croaker), 1012 nucleotides long. RefSeq names its product parkinson protein 7 (gene park7). Gene Ontology annotation, molecular function: oxidoreductase activity, acting on peroxide as acceptor. The transcript is spliced from 6 exons. Lineage: Eukaryota; Metazoa; Chordata; Actinopteri; Sciaenidae. Gene Ontology annotation, cellular component: nucleus; mitochondrion; cytoplasm. The coding region runs from base 116 to 685 and encodes 189 amino acids. Gene Ontology annotation, biological process: response to oxidative stress; glycolate biosynthetic process; glyoxal metabolic process. The record is from RefSeq and is a predicted model, not a curated record.